Messenger RNA from Podospora anserina S mat+, 921 nucleotides. RefSeq lists its product as uncharacterized. The coding region runs from base 1 to 921 and encodes 306 amino acids. NCBI's taxonomy places the organism in Eukaryota, Fungi, Ascomycota, Sordariomycetes, Sordariales, Podosporaceae. The transcript has a single exon. The record is from RefSeq and is a predicted model, not a curated record.
AUGUCCACAGAUAUUCCGGCUUCAGCAGUCCCAACCACCGCCGAUGCAGUAACCAACGAGACUUCUCCCGGUGGUGAGGACGGAGUUGCCGGCAACAAGAACCUUGUUAUCAUAUUGAGCACGGUGCUCUCGGCGGUGGCUGUGAUUUUGAUUGCGGGAGGGCUGUAUUUGUGUUGGAGAUAUCGGCAACGACGACGACUGUUCUUUUCAAGAGGCAUUACACCUAUCGAUGACGAUGAAAUUGCGACUUGGAAAGUGCCCAGGGACGAGAAGAAUGGCUACCCAGCAGGAGACACCGAUGUUGAAGGCGAUGCUGCCUUCAACAAGGAAACAGGGGGACCAUCUCACGGAAGACAGGUUUCGACGACCUCGAUCAAGAAGCCACCCAGUGUCAUCGUGUACAACAACGUCCAGGGCUAUCGUCAAUCAAUCGAUGAGCCUACACCACGGCGCUCUUUUACUCAGCACCCGGUUUACGGCAAGAUGAGCUUGGAUAAGGGCCUUCCCCAAACACCAAUUCAGGCCAGGGCACCCAACGCCAGGGCUGGCCUCACAGACGAAUCCGUUCCAGGCGACGACCCAUUUAUACCGAGCCCGAAACGGCAGACAUCUCGCUUAUCCAAGAUUCCACCCAGCUCGGCAUCUCACCGUCGGCAUCACGGGAGGACAAGGAGUUCUCGGAGCAGUACCCGCAGUUUCGGAGAUUAUCGGUACGGGGGGUCAGAUGUCGAACUAUCUCCACGCCACUCGCAUGAUCAGUUUCGCUCCCGCCACCAUCACUACAACCGCAAUCACUCGCGAGUUUAUUCAUCAUCGUCUAUUCCACCCAGGCUCUCCCUGGGCGACGAGGCUCACUAUAACGGAGGCUCUCCCGGCCGGCCGCUGUUCAAGGAGGACGAGAUUGGCCGAGCAAUUGGAUAA